UCCUUGCGCGCCCAGCUCCUCUUUGAUGUGCGCUGUGGGUGAGCCAGGAAACUGUGACGUGUGUUCUUGGGCAGGGUCUGAGGUUUUGGAACCUCUUUCUAAAAGGGACCGAAAGAGCACCCUGCUACAUUUGCCAAUCCAGAGGCUGAGUGGGGCCGAGCUGGGCAGGAUGCAGCAGGUUCCCGUGGGCAGCAGGCUUGUCCUGGCUCUCGCCUUCGUCCUGGUUUGGGGAUCUUCAGUUCAAGGUUAUCCUGCUCGGAGAGCCAGGUACCAGUGGGUCCGCUGCAAACCGAAUGGGUUUUUUGCGAACUGCAUUGAGGAGAAGGGACCACAGUUUGACCUAAUAGAUGAAUCCAACAACAUUGGCCCUCCCAUGACUGAUCCUGUUUUGAUGGGAGGACCCUCAAAAGAUUUCAUCUCCAAUUAUGAUGACUAUGGGUCAGGUUCGAGCUCUGGCUCUGGCUCCGGCUCUGGCUCCGGCUCUGGCUCGGGUUCCGGCUCAGGAAGUGGCUUCCUAGGUGACAUGGAAUGGGAAUACCAGCCAACAGAUGAAAGCAAUAUUGUCUAUUUCAACUAUAGGCCUUUUGACAGGAUUCUCACUGAGCAAAACCAAGACCAACCAGAAGACGAUUUUAUAAUAUGAAAGUGACCGUCCCUGUCUCCCCACCUCCAUGUGGAACAAUGUAUUCAGUAUACUUAGUGUACCACAUUUAAAUGACCAGUCUCAGGAUAAAGAGUUUUACAGAAAAUUUAAAAUGCCUGGAAAAGACUCUUGAAUCCUGUUACCCCUUUCCUCAUUAACUCAUAAGGAAUUAUGCUUUAAUGCUGUUACCUAUCUUGUUGUUCUGGAAAAUGCCUGCAUUUAUAUGUGUAUUGAAUCAACAUUAUGAACUUAACACACACCCCCAUUAUUAUACAAUAACUUUCAAAGCCAUACUGGUUUUGAAAAUUUUAAUUUGAUAGCAAGUUGAUGAACUAUCCUUCAUACCUAAAGUGUUCAGGAACCCAACUCGCAUUGUGAAUUACAAAUAUAUUCCUUUAUGUGAUUAAAAAGAAAAUAAAGUGAAACACAGUGGCCUCCUACCGUGGCUAUGUGACAUGGUUUACAUGGUGAGGGGUAUAUAUUGAGCUGUGGCCAUUGGAUGUGACAGGGAAGACCAAAUGUUAUCGAAAAAUGUUGUGGGUUUUUUGUUGGUUUGUUUGUUUUUUGUUGUUGUUUUUCGAGACAGGGUUUCCAGGACAGGUUGUCCUGUAACACUCUGUAGACCAGGCUGGCUAGAUUCAGAAAUCCUCGUGCUUCUGCCUCCCAAGUGCUGGGAUGAAAGGCGUGUGCCACCACCCCCCGGGUUGUUGUGGGUUUUAAAGUUAGAAACUUAACACCUCAAAUAACAUGGAGUUGUGGUCUCAAGGGCUCAUAAUGCUUUACCUUUGUCUAGAUGCCUGUUCAGGGUCAAAUGUUACUCCAUUAAAGUGAACAAACAUAUAACCAAAGCGGGGAGCUGUCAUCUUGAACUUCCUGCUCUAAUCCAGGGAAUAGUUACUUUGAAAAAACAAUCAUAUUAUACAUAUUAAUAUAUAAUAAUUUUAUAAUACAGUAUAUAAUAUUGAUAUAGGUGAUAUUUAAUAUAAAUAAUAUAAUAAAAUGUGUAUGUAAUUGAUAACA
Messenger RNA from Mus caroli (Ryukyu mouse), 1663 nucleotides. It is a transcript of the gene Srgn, whose product is annotated as serglycin. The record is from RefSeq and is a predicted model, not a curated record. Gene Ontology annotation, biological process: secretory granule organization; negative regulation of bone mineralization. Lineage: Eukaryota; Metazoa; Chordata; Mammalia; Rodentia; Muridae. Gene Ontology annotation, cellular component: secretory granule.